GAAUUUUCCUUUGUGCACAUAGGAAGACCUGAUUUUUUAUCACAAUGGUUAAAGAUAAAAUUGAGACUGUUUUGGGUCCAAUUGACCCAAAAGAGUUACAGAGGACCCUAACACAUGAGCAUGUUUCUAUGGAUUAUAUGAAACACCUCGUCCCUACAUCGGAAGCUCAGCAGAAUAUGGUGAAUUGUCCAUUUACCUUGGGGAAUUUAAACUGGAUUCGACAUAACCCGUACAGCCAUAUUCCCAACCUGGUUCUGUCUAACGAAACUGACGCGGUUGUCGAUGAUCUGAAAUCUUUCAAGAAAGCAGGAGGUUCAACCAUCGUAGAGAACUCAAGUUUCGGCUUGUCCAGGGAUGUUAAAAAAAUGAAAAUCAUUUCUGAACAGACUGGUGUUAAUAUCGUGUGCGGGACUGGGUAUUAUGUCGAGAGGCAACUCAUUGAUGAAAUGAAGGCACAAUCAGUCGAACAAAUGACACAGGUUUAUAUACGGUAUAUUGUUUAAUGUUUGGUGGUAUAUUGCUGUUAUGUCAGUUUUAUGAUUCACAACCAUUAUACCAUGAUUAGCAUCAUCACCAUUCUUAUCAAUUCCACCAUCAUCACCACCACCACCACUAUCAGUAAUCACUAUCAUCACCACCACCAUACUCCCUACCACCAUCAUUACCACCACCAUUAUCAUCACAACCAUCAUUACCACCAUCAUCCCUACCACCAUCAUCACCAUCACUAUUAUCACUAUUACCACCACUACCAUCAUCAUUAUUAUCACCAUCAUCACUAUCAUCCCUACCACCAUCAUCCCUACCACCAUCCCUACCACCAUCAUCACCAUUAUCACCAUUACCAUCAUCAUUAUUAUCACCAUCAUCACCACCACUAUCAUCCCUACCACCAUCAUCCCUACCACCAUCACUAUUAUCACCAUCAUCAUUACCACUAUCAUCCCUACCACCAUCAUCCCUACCACCAUCACUAUUAUCACCAUUACUACCACUACCAUCACCAUCAUCAUUAUUAUCACCAUCAUGACCACCAUCAUCACCACUAUCAUCACCAUUUUCCCUACCACCAUCAUCAUUACCACCAUCACCACCACUACCAUCACCAUUAUCACCAUCAUGACCACCAUCAUCACCACCACUAUCAUCACCACCAUUACAAUAAAAAAUAACUGUAAAACACACUUGCAAAACUCUGAAUUCAUUUUUCAUUCUAGAAAAUCAUUUCUGAAAUCAACAAUGGCAUUGACAACACAAACAUCAAACCUGGAAUUAUCGGUGAAGUUGGUUGCUCUUGGCCUUUGACAGAAGUUGAAAAACGCAGCAUUCGAGCAGCAGCGAUAGCACAAUCUCAGACCCAAACCCCAGUCAUGAUCCAUCCUGGUCGAAACCCCGCCGCCCCGGGUGAAAUACUUCGAAUCUUUCAAGAGGGCGGCGGGGACACAAGCCACACCGUCAUGGCCCACCUCGACCGAACCUUGUUAAAAGAUGCAGACCUUUUAGAGUUUGCAAAACAUGGAACAUAUUUAGAAUAUGAUCUUUUUGGCAUCGAGAUAUCCUAUUAUCAGUUUGGUCCCAAAAUUGAUUUCCCAAGCGAUGCCCAACGAAUGGAUAAAGCGAGUCUCCUGAUUUCCGAAGGCUAUGGGGAGCGUCUGCUGUUCGCUCACGACAUACACACCACUCACAGACUGACGAAAUAUGGUGGACAUGGUUUUACGCAUAUUUUUGACCAAGUUGUUCCAAAACUGUUACUAAAGGGCAUUCCUCAGGAUGCUAUAGAUAAAAUAUUGAUUUCAAAUCCGAAGUCGUGGCUGACAUACACUUAAAGACAAUUUAGCUUACAUUAAGCUUCAAAAAUACAAUAUAACCACGUGACACAAUCGGAGUUCAGCACUCGACGUGAACAAGUUAGUUCAACAAACUAAAUAAAUUUGAUGAAGAAAUCUUGUAAACAAAAUAGAUAAAAAGAAAAAACCCACUAGUAAUUAUAUAAUGUAACCCAGUAUUAAAUCAAACUAUGAUUACAAAUAAACAAUUUACUAAUACGCCAUUAUCUAAAUGAAGAGCUUGUUUAAUCUAGUGUGUCGUUAAUAAGCAGCUGUGUCUAAUUAACGAAAAGCUCUUCAAUUUUAUUCAAGCUUUGAUAACAGUAUAACGCGUGUAUUACAGUUCUGGCUAUCCUUUUUCGAGUAUAUUUUUUGUGAUAGCAUGCAAAUAUAACCUAAAUUCUACAAAAUUUCCCUAUCAUGCAAACAAUGAACUCAAAACUGGGAGACAUUCAACACAUAAAGUAUGCGAAAUAAUUCGCUGUCUCAACUAGCAUGCAUUUAUAAAUGUGAAAAGCAACAAAGAGAAAAGGGCUGAAAAGAUGGAUGCUCCAAGAGCUGUAGCUGCAGAAUCUCUAGAUCCACAUUUUGCCUCACUCCAGUAUGUGAUUUUACGCCCAUUCAGAUCCUGUACGGCGCGGUAGUUAUCCACCAAAGUUUUGUUGUUGCGAUCUUUAAGGCGCCGCAAUUCAGCAAGCUGAAAUGAACGAGAAAACAUAUUGUACAUUAUACCACUCUGGUUGAACUAUUAAGCCACAAUGUACUCACUGUCCCACGCACCUGGCUCUUCGAAAUAUAAACUGGCUGAUCAAAAAUUGUCCAUAGUAUGCUUUCAUCACAUGUGGGAUUGGUAAUAGAGCCCUCAUAUCGGUAGAUGACGGUCAGGUUUUUUGGUAACAGCUUAUUGAGUGCAAAUUGAGUGAUGUUCACCUUUGUUUCUGAAAUAA
Molecule: messenger RNA, 2773 nt
Organism: Paramuricea clavata
Lineage: Eukaryota; Metazoa; Cnidaria; Anthozoa; Malacalcyonacea; Plexauridae
Source: the annotation of a GenBank genome assembly